This is a messenger RNA of Helianthus annuus (common sunflower), 1014 nucleotides long. RefSeq lists its product as uncharacterized. The transcript has a single exon. Bases 1 to 1014 code for a protein of 337 amino acids. Lineage: Eukaryota; Viridiplantae; Streptophyta; Magnoliopsida; Asterales; Asteraceae. The record is from RefSeq and is a predicted model, not a curated record.
AUGUGGAGGAAAGUUAUCAACGCCAUCCAUGGGUCUAAAAGAAGAUGGGAAUCGGGCCCUUGUAACAGUAAAGUGUCGGGGGUGUGGUCGAAAAUUGUUGGCUGUGGUAAUCGGCUGAAAGUAAACGGGUCGUCUUUCAGCAGCCUUAUCACAGGAAAAGUGGGGAAUGGUUUAACGAUUAAGUUUUGGUUAGAUGUGUGGUUAAAUAGUACUCCUUUGAAGGUUUCGUUUCCAGCGCUCUUUCGGCUUGAACGGAACAAGUGGUGCGCUGUUGCGGACAGAGUUGGCAGAAAUGAGUUCGAUGGAGUUAUGACUUGGGAGUGGAAAAAUUACCCGAGUACUCCGCAGGAGACGGCUGAAUUAAUCGAAUGCACCAGGUUAUUAUUGGCUAACAUCAGGUUGGAUUCGAAUGUGGACACUUGGGACUGGAAUAAAAGUAGGCUGCAGAUUGUUAAUGUGCAGGAGGCUAAAAAAUGGAUCAGAAGUGUUGGUAUGGAAGACAUUGGGCAUUUGUUUCGAUGGUGUAAAUGGGUGCCGUUAAAGUGUAACAUAUUCUUGUGGCGAGCGGCUUUGGAUAGGAUUCCCACGAAGACUGCUCUUCGUAGAAGGAAUGUUUGCGCAGGCGAUGUUAUGUGUAGUCUGUGUGAUGCCGACGAGGAGACUGCAGUGCAUCUAUUUACGGCUUGCCGAUUUUCCGAUGGGGUGUGGUGUGGUAUUGCUAGUUGGCUGCAUAUACCACCAAUCUUUUUAUUUGAUGUUUAUGAUAUGCAGCUUUAUAUCAAUCAGUUGGAGUGCUCGAGGGAGAAAAAGGAGUUAUUGUACGGCAUUUUUAUGAUAACAUGUUGGCGAAUUUGGAAAGCGCGUGAUGAGAAUGUUUUUAAGAGUACGAGUAGGAAGAGUUUUGAGAUUGUUUCCGAUAUAAAAUCGUUGGGUUAUUUAUGGUAUAGGAGUCGGAGUAAACGUGGGUUAGUAGAUUGGAAGGGAUGGCAAGCGUUUCAUUUUGAUGUAAUGUAA